This is a messenger RNA of Pimephales promelas (fathead minnow), 2589 nucleotides long. It is a transcript of the gene tgif2, whose product is annotated as TGFB-induced factor homeobox 2. Gene Ontology annotation, molecular function: DNA binding. The record is from RefSeq and is a predicted model, not a curated record. Lineage: Eukaryota; Metazoa; Chordata; Actinopteri; Cypriniformes; Leuciscidae. Gene Ontology annotation, biological process: regulation of DNA-templated transcription.
GUUAAGCAAGUAUUUGUUAUAAGAUCUCAUUGGUUUACGUUUUAUUGCAUUGUUUUAAAAAUACAGAGAUUUAAGCAUUUAAAUAUCUUUAUUGGAUGAUAAUAUGGUAUAACUGAGAUUUAUAAUAUAGAUAAUUUUUCUGAGCAUUAUAAUUUUGUUAUAAGAUGUCAUUGGGUUACAUGGCAAGCAUCAGAAUUUAAUCUUUUUCACCAUUUAAAUAUCAGCAUUUGCACCAAAUUGCAUAAAAUGUAGGUGUUUUUUCUUCCAUGUUUGAUCUGCAACCUAUGAUACCCCCCAAAAAUGCUUUUUUUCAUUUUCAAGAAAUGGUUUUUAUAUGUCAUGAAUUUAAAUAUUCAAAUAUGAAUGUUUUAGCAUCAGCAUGUGACAUAUAUAUUGUUUACAUGGUUGUAUUAUUGUCUGCUUUAUCUGGUCAUAUGAUUAUCAUAAUAAUCAGCAGCUAAUGCUUCAUGAUAAUGUUCAUUGUGGGUGUGUGAAGCCCUCCUGUAGAGCCGCAGAUAAGCUGUGUUUCCCUCGGUUUGUGAGGGUGAAGGUGUGAAUGGAGGAGCCGUUCACAGUCAAUAGUCUUUUGAAGUGUAAAUCUGAGUGCAGUCGAACGGUUUUAUCUGCAGGACGCUUUUAAACGACUGAGCGGGACGAUUCAGGCGCAAGAUAAGAACUGAUUCUCUCAGAAAUCAAGCUUUUGAUGAGGAUCAGAACGGAGACACAGAGUUUUCAGCCAUGUCGGACAGUGACCCGUGUGAAGACGACGGUUACCCUCUCAACCUGUCCACCAAUGGCAGGAGAAGCGGCUCUUCGGCCAAACGCCGCCGGCGUGGAAACCUCCCCAAAGAGGCGGUUCAGGUUCUGAGAGACUGGCUUUAUGAGCAUCGCUUCAACGCGUAUCCGUCAGAGCAGGAGAAGCUGAGCCUGUCUGGACAGACGCAUCUGUCCGUAUCGCAGAUCUGUAACUGGUUCAUAAACGCCCGCCGGAGGCUCCUGCCGGACCUGCUCAGGAAAGACGGCAAAGACCCCACUCAGUUUACAAUGUCACGUCGCGCCGGCAAAACCGAGAGGUCCGCCUCCCCGGAAAGCCCCGCCUCUUCGACCCGCCCCUCAGUCAUUUGCCCCGCCCCAACAUUGGACUUGAGGCUUUUGGGCAACACCGCGACUGCAAUUUUGGCCGGAGCCGGUUGCUUGUCGUCGUCCGGCGGUCACGACGGCGGCGUUCAGGCUCUGAUGCAGCUGGACACACGAGGUCUCCUGAGGCGAGAAGGUCUAACCGGUUUCCGGAGUGAAGAUCAUUACGUGACGACCAUCCCGUUCGCUUCUACCCUGGGAGCGCCGAGCCCGAGUGGGGUCCUGUUCAACACGCCACCUCCGACCCCGCCAGAGCUGUGCGCGCAAGACUUCAGCGAUCUGAAGCUGCUAGUGGACGCGGCCCUGCAACGCGCAGCCGAGCAGGAGAACUGCAGACCGAAAGAGCAACCCGACGAAGCUCGUGAGGAGUCCGUUUUGACUUCCACGGACGAAUCCAAUCCUGGACCGGCCUUGAUGGAGAGCGCAACAUUACCAGUAUCGGUUCCUGUCGUGAGCCGCUCGUUUCAAGGCCUUCCCGUGGAUCUGAGCUCAGCCGGCAAGAGCGUUACAGAACCCGCCGGCUUCACGUCUGCUGGGAUGUGGGGCGUCCGGCAACCCGGUCCACUCGCGAGCACGUGGGUUUCUCAGUACGUGCGUAAUACGGUCACGGAAGCGGUCAACUGAUCGCCGCCAAAAACUCAACUCUGUUUGUUUGCUACUUUCGAGAUCAUUGCUAGAUACUCAAAGAGCCUCUUCUCUAUGAAUAAACACCAGGAUGUAUUUUUAAAACUCUCUGCAAACCAAAACCUCUUACCUUCAACUACAUGAAGUCUACGGGCAUCCGUAAAAUCCUCUUCGAGAGUAAUCCAGCAUUUCAGAAACACCAGCCGAGCGCUACAUCUCAGGUUUACCAACAGCGUUUUACAUAGAGACGAUCCACUGUAGUUGCCUGUUUGCAUCAGCAUGCUUUACUUGCUUUUUGUGAUCUGUGAAUGCAAAGACCAGCAUGCAGCGUUUAAUAAGGUCCAACCGAACGUGCUCUCUUCGAUUUAACACUUUGCCUGAAACUGAAAGUCAAGUUUUUGUCAUAUUUCCUGCACUUUAUAGUCUCAUUUUACCUCUUAGUCAUUAUUUCAGAACCAUUUAUCCGGUCACAGUCGGAGUAGUGACGUGUGUUGGGGAAAUUGAUCGUUCUGCGGAGGUCAUCGCUCGUGUGUGUGUGCGUCUCAAAGACAGCUGACAUUGAUUUUCUUCAGUUCUCGUGUAACGCGAGCAUGUGCCGUAGAUGAGAUGGUUAUUGUUCUGAUGGGUCGAGUAGAUGACCGGCAUUAACAGUGUUUUACAUGUUCAUGAAUUCUCUAACACCAUGUAGAGGGGAGGGAUACAGAAUUUAGACUGGACACUAAAGGAGUUUGUAAGCUUGUUUGUACCUCCCGGAGAUGAACUGAAAGAAGUAGUUCACUUUAAAAUAGACUUUUGCUGAUCAUUUUCUCUCCCCCAUGUAAUCCGAGA